AGUCAGAAACAACAAUAAAAAUAACUGAAACAGCGUAAAAUCAAAGGAAGAGAGAUCUAAAAUAUCACAAGAUGAUUAAUGUAAGAAAAUAGUAGUCAACGGAAGGUGAUGCAGUUGAUUCGGUGUUCCAAAAAUAACCAAAACGAAAACAAGAAUUUAAUUAAAAAAAAACUUUUUUUUGUUAAUUAAUAUUUUUAGUGUUUCAAUUUUCUUUUGCAUUUUCACGUUCAUGCAUUGCUCGCCUUCGUCGUCCUUGGAAGGGACGACGACAAGGACGACAACGGAUCCGUCUACCACUUAAAUAACAAAUUUUAUAGAAAUAGUUUUGUCAAAAAGAAAAACAAUGUCUUUUCUUGCACCUUGUCAAAUUUUGGAGCUGAAUAUUAUUUCCGCUCAAGAAUUGGCACCAGUGGCACGGUGUAUGAAAACAUACGCAACAGCUUGGAUUGACCCUGAGUGUAAACUAACGACUCGGGUAGACAAUACGGGCGGAACAAGCCCUACAUGGAACGACAAGUUUGUGUUCCGUCUAGACGAGGAAGCCCUCUACGAUGGAACAUCAAUAGUUGUUAUAGAAAUCUACGCGUUGCAUUGGUUCAAAGAUAUUCACGUUGGAACGGUACAAGCUUUGAUCAGCGAUCUCGUGGACCCUUCUUCCGCGAUGAGAUUUGUUACCCUCGAGGUUCUUCGUGCCUCAGGACGCCCUCACGGCCUCCUAAACAUCGCCGUAGGGCUCGUCGAUAACUCCGGCCAAAGCAUGCCUCUUCUGUUUGAAGAAGAUUUGAUGUUUCACAAGAAAAAAAUAAUAUCUUCUAAACCAGUCGGUCUUCGACGGUCCAAAAGUGAUACAAGCUCGAUGGUGGAAUCACCAAGGAAGAAGGUGACGACACAACAAACCCGUGUGAGUUCUACUACAAACUCAGGUUUCGAGAAAGAUGACUUCUCAUCUGAUUCUCAAAUGGUUGUGUAUAAACCACCACAGAGAAAAACUCCAAAUAAUAACAUGUUGAGGCAAACGAAGCAUAACGUGUAUGGGACACCAAUGAGACCAAAGAACACGAAUGCGUAUACUCCCAAAAGGAAGAAUAUUGAACAUGGAACACCAAUGAGGUCGAGACCGGUUGUGAUUACAGAGUCUGAUUUGGGUCCUUCAGCCUCGGUGGUUGCCGCUCAAAUUGCAAAGGAGAAGGCUCUGGCAGGGAGAGAUGCGGAGAGUACUGUGAUAAGUGUUGGCGAACGAAGCGUUGAGGGUCUUCGUUCUAAGCUAGAAAGGUGGCAAGCGAAUUUACCAGUCGUUUUAGACGUUGGUUCAAGUUAUCAACCAAGUUCUGACUACAAAACAAGUUCUAACUUCAACCCUAAAUCGAGUUACAAGCCCAACGAAGCCGUCCUGCGAAAUCAACAGAUGAUUGUAGCUCCUCCUCAAAAGCAAAAGCAAAAGCAAGGUGGGACGAAAAAGAAAGGAGGUGAUAGCGGAUUGUUUUCAUGUUUUGGUAACAUUUGUGGCAUCGAGUGUUCUAUUGUUUGUGGUGGUUCCAGUGCACAAAAACCAUCCAAGAAGAAUAAAAAAUAAGAAAUGAAAAAUUCCAAUCCACAUUCUUUCCUUUUUUGAGCGGAAAUCAAACCAUGUUCAUCUGAAUAAUGAUUCGCUCCCUGUGUCUAAAUCUCAAGCUUAUCGAUUUUGCAACUUAAUAAUCAAUUGUAUAAUAGGAUGACAUGGAAGAAGGUACAUUCUCUUAUUGAAUUUAGUUAAGUUGGAUUAAUUCUUCUAA
This is a messenger RNA of Raphanus sativus (radish), 1772 nucleotides long. RefSeq lists its product as uncharacterized. Gene Ontology annotation, biological process: defense response. The transcript has a single exon. NCBI's taxonomy places the organism in Eukaryota, Viridiplantae, Streptophyta, Magnoliopsida, Brassicales, Brassicaceae. The record is from RefSeq and is a predicted model, not a curated record. Bases 344 to 1573 code for a protein of 409 amino acids.